This is a messenger RNA of Penicillium salamii, 2247 nucleotides long. Lineage: Eukaryota; Fungi; Ascomycota; Eurotiomycetes; Eurotiales; Aspergillaceae. The record is from the annotation of a GenBank genome assembly.
AUGCGCCAAGGCUUGCCUAAGCUGGCGCGAGGCUUUGCCUCUCAAGCCCGACUUCCAAACGUCCCGCUCAGUCGACUUGAAUCCUCUACAAUCAAUUUGAACAAGUUCCCUUCUACUGUCAAGACACUUCGGGAUAGGCUCAAGCGCCCUUUGACGUACGCGGAGAAAGUACUGUACAGCCAUCUCGAUAACACUUUUGACGAGCGGAUCGAACGGGGAAAGUCGCAAUUAAAGCUUCGACCUUUGCGAAUCGCCUGCCAAGAUGCCACUGCUCAGAUGGCACUCAUUCAAUUCAUGUCCGCCGGAAUGGAACAAGUAGCAGUGCCGACCACAGUCCACUGUGACCACCUCAUCGUCAGUCGAGACGGAGAAGCCCAAGAUUUACCUCGAGCGCUCGAUGCGCAUCGCGAAGUUUACGACUUCAUGGAAAGCGCCUGUCAAAGAUACAACAUGGGAUUCUGGAAGCCAGGAGCGGGAAUCAUUCACCAAAUUGUUCUUGAGAACUACGCAUUCCCCUCUGGGAUGAUGAUCGGAACAGACUCACAUACACCCAAUGCGGGUGGUUUGGGAAUGAUUGCGAUUGGCGUUGGCGGUGCCGAUGCUGUUGAUGUUAUGGCAGGUCUCCCACUGGAGCUCAAAGCGCCAAAGGUCCUAGGAGUCCGGUUGACAGGCGAGCUUUCGCGAUGGGCCGCUCCAAAGGAUGUCAUCAAUGCAGUCGCUGGUAUCGUUUCAGUGAAGGGGGGCACGGGUUCCAUUAUCGAAUACUUCGGCCCAGGCGCAAAGACACUCUCAGCGACUGGAAUGGCCACGGUGUGUAAUAUGGGUGCUGAGACUGGAGCAACAACUUCUAUCUUCCCAUACGCUCCUCAAAUGGCGGAUUACCUUCGCUCAAACCAUCGCCACGAAAUGGCUGCGGCAAUCGACAGCAUUUCACCAGAACUCCAGGCAGACGAAGGAGCCGAAUACGAUAGCGUGAUUGAGAUUGAUUUGUCCACUUUGGAACCACGCAUCAAUGGACCUUUUACUCCAGAUCUUUCAACACCCCUGUCACAAUUUGGAGAUGCGUCCAAGGAAAAUAAGUGGCCGAACAAGUUGACUGCUGGGUUGAUUGGAUCAUGCACAAACUCGUCUUUCGAAGAUAUGGGUCGGGCUGCUAGCCUUGCACAACAAGCUUUGGAUGCAGGCUUAAAGCCUAAGAUGCCGCUUCUGGUAUCGCCGGGUAGUUUGCAAACCCGGGAGACCUUGGAAGAAGCAGGUAUUCUUUCCAUUUUCGAGAAGCUCGGAGCUACUAUGCUUCCCAACGCCUGUGGUCCCUGCUGUGGAUCAUGGGACCGUGUCGAUAUGCCAAAGGGCACACCAAACUCGAUCAUCACAUCAUACAAUCGCAAUUUCUCUGGUCGACUGGACUCGAACCCAGCUACCAACGUCUUCUUGGCAUCACCCGAAGUCGUCAUGGCCAAAGUUUUCUCGGAUGAUUUAGAAUUCGAUCCAAGUGCCGAUGCUUUGCGGACGCCUUCAGGCGGAGAAUUCCGCUUCCUACCCCCGACAGGAGAGACGCUUCCCAGCAACGGAUAUCUUGACUCCGACGGUGCAUACAAGGCGCCACCAGUUGACCGAAGUGACGUAAAUGUCAAGAUCAAUCCUUCUUCCGAGAGACUGCAAAGAUUGGCCCCAUUCGAGCCUUGGUCCGGCGAGGACUUCACUGAUUGUCUGGUCUUGAUCAAAACCAAAGGAAAAUGCACAACAGACCACAUUACCCCGGCAGGCCCCUGGUUCAGGUACCGUGGGCAUCUGGGAAACAUUUCAAACAACACUUUGAUCGGAGCUUUGAACGCGGAGAAUGACAAAGUGAACACCGUACGCAACCAGCUCACGAACGAGGACGGCGAUGUUCCGGGUACCGCACGCUAUUACAAGGCGCAAAAUCAACCCUGGGUUGUGAUUGCUGAUCACAACUAUGGCGAGGGCUCAUCGCGAGAACACGCCGCUUUGCAGCCUCGUUACCUCGGAGGAAAGGCCGUCAUUGCCAAGUCCUUUGCACGAAUUCACGAGUCCAACCUUAAAAAACAGGGCAUGCUCGCUCUGACAUUUGCCAACGAAGCUGACUACGAUCGUAUUCGUUCCUCGGAUCGUCUCAGCAUCUUGGGGCUGUCAGGUCUGGCAUCAGGAGCACCGCUGAAGCUUGCGGUGAAUGGAGAGUGGGAGGCCGAAUUAAACCACACUUUCACUGCCGAGCAGGUUGAAUAA